Messenger RNA from Styela clava, 1672 nucleotides. The record is from RefSeq and is a predicted model, not a curated record. NCBI's taxonomy places the organism in Eukaryota, Metazoa, Chordata, Ascidiacea, Stolidobranchia, Styelidae.
UCUGGCAUCAAAUUCAUAGCCCUGUUGUCUGCGCCCGCUUCAGUGUAUUUCUGUGGGGGUGAUGGAGGUUGUGGGGGACGAAAACUCUUUCGAAAUUACUCUCAUAAAGGACCUACGACCGGAACCAUCUCCAUUGAAUCUGGUUGGGUUAGUUAUAUGUAAACAUUCGCCAAGACAAUUGAAAGACCCCAAGUCUAACGAGCAGAAUGGGGGAAGUCGAUAUGUGAUGAGCUUCACUAUCCGCGAUGUUUCAGGUCACAUUAAUUGUAGCCUAUGGGGAAACGAGCCGUUUGUUAUGAAUGUAUGUCAGAGUUUUCAAAUCGGUGAUUUUGUUACUCUGUCUAACGGCCAAACUACCAUGAAAGGCCCUUCUGACGAGAUAUUCAACCCAUCAAAUUCGAGUGCGUUCAAUAUAACAAUCAGCGAAAAGUAUGGCGGGAAUAUCUUGCCAUGCGAUGUUCUACCAGAAUUAAAGCAACUGCUACAUGCUCCUAUACGACCGAAUAACGAUUAUUACACACUGGAAGAGUUGAUCGAACAAGGAGAACGGAUGAACGGAGAAUACGUGAACAUCCUCGCGGUCGUACGAAAGAUUAGUUCAGUUCAACACUUGAAAACAAAAAAUGGUAAAGACCUGGACAAGAUGGAAGUGUCAUUCUUUGACAACACGUCAGAUACAUUUACCGUAGUGGUUUGGGAGCGGGAAUACUUUAGCUACAUUCAACAAUGGACAGAAAAGAGAUCGGUUAUUUUUGCCGCCGAUGUGAGACUGAAUCAAAACAAGUUUAAAAAUUGUUUGCAAGGAACAUUUACAAGUAAAACUGUAUGCAUAAGAGAUCCAGACACAGGUAAUGCUCACCAACUCUACGACUACGCUCUGGAAUAUGCGGACCGGAUGGAAGAACUUUUCGGAAACAGUAAGGAUGAUCUUGGAAAUGAUAUUCAGAACCUUGACGACGAUGAGCUACAGACCUUCACAGUUGAAGAAAUCCUUGCUGCACAAAAAGAGAUGACAUCACAACACACCGAAGAACCCCAUAAGCCCAAUGCCAAAAGGGGUUUUCUCCAAGCAGCCAUAACCAGCUUCAAUAUAGAUGAUUCAAAAAAUAUCUGGUGCCUCAGAUGCUCAUCUUGCAGAUAUAGAAUAUCAUCCGACGGCUCGAAAUGGUGUCCAAACGAGCAAUGUGUGACAAGGCAGGACACUUCCAAGUUCUCUGUCGAACGCACAUUCGACCUCCAGAUGUCACUAUCAGACCAUACAGGUACGUUGGACCAAUGUCGUAUCGGUGGCAAGGCAGCUGAAAACUUGUUUGGAAUCACAGUGGAUGGCUUAGAAUGCCUUACAACAGAAGACUUAACAGAUUUAAAAUGGUCAUGGUUAAUGGAAAGAUGCAGAGUUCGCUUCAGGUUCAGCUUUGAUCAUCCAGCUUCUAGACCUCGGAUAGAGAGAUGUGAAAAGCCGAGCCUUGAACAGGCAUUGAAUGGAAUUAGAGUAUGAAAGAAUUAAAUUUUCCAUUUGUUUCCUUGGCUGGAUCCUGUCUACGCCGAGAAUGUAUCAAACAUACCAACAAAACAAUUUAAAUUGAAUAAAUUUAUUGACUAUUUUAUUAAGAGAGAUCAAAAUUUUUUAUCAAUAUUAUACAUAACUCUCCAAUAAAUGAUCUUGAAAAAA